UUCAACGAUGCUCCUCCUGCCGAUGUCAUACUACAAUCAUGCGACUCGGUACAAUUCUUCGUAUGCAAAGUCAUCCUUUCAUUUGCUUCCCCCUUUUUCCGCGACAUGUUCACCCUCCCACAGUCUUCCGGGUCAUCCGACGUGCAACCCGACAUACCAGUGAUUCCCAUGGUGGAGAGUAGUGCGACUCUAGACGAUCUUCUC
Molecule: messenger RNA, 204 nt
Organism: Punctularia strigosozonata HHB-11173 SS5
Lineage: Eukaryota; Fungi; Basidiomycota; Agaricomycetes; Corticiales; Punctulariaceae
Exons: 1
Molecular function (GO): protein binding
Source: RefSeq, a predicted model, not a curated record